AUGUCUGGCCAUGUGGCAUUGUGCUUGCUAUCAAGCUUCAUUCACCAAGUGUUUGCCACUGAUCCUGCUAAUAGCAGGGUACUGAAUACCAUGACCUUCCCUGCUUCUGUCUUCAGGAAGUUCUGCACAUUUUUGUCAGAUUUGCCAUGGAACCAGGCUGGUGUGUUUGAACUGGUCAUCUUCUUCUGUGCUGGGGCUAGAGUAGGGAUGGUGGGUACAGAUGGAGCUUUGAUCAGUGUUUAUGGACAAGGCUGGAUGAGUCUCAUCUGGAAUGGUCUCUCUGUCCUGACUAAGCUGCUCAAACCCUCACAAACAUCUGCCUCUGCAACCCCCUGCACUAGGGGUGCCCCACCCCACUAA
Suillus subaureus is the source of this 360-nucleotide messenger RNA. RefSeq lists its product as uncharacterized. The coding region runs from base 1 to 360 and encodes 119 amino acids. The record is from RefSeq and is a predicted model, not a curated record. The transcript is spliced from 4 exons. Lineage: Eukaryota; Fungi; Basidiomycota; Agaricomycetes; Boletales; Suillaceae.